CAGCCUCUUGGGAAUGAAUUGAAGAAAAAUUCUGAAACGGAGAGACAAAAGUAAUUGAAAAAUUAUAUAUAUAUAUAUUAUUUAAUUUUUUUGGUGUACCCUGGCUCUCCUUGGCAUCCAUGAAUACACUCCACUGAUUUUUUUAUAGACACCAGAACAUAGUGAAAUUAGAUCAGUAUCUAGUUUAUUGCAUAAUAUUUUGUUAGCUAAUGUCUUAGGAAAACAGCCCCCCUAAAUAUAACAUAUAGAUUUUGUUCUGACUUUACAGGGUCGAGAUAAAGCUCAGGAAAAACGUAAAGUUAUUUACAAGCAGAAGGGAAAUCAACUGUGGAAAGGAAAUAACGGUAACCAUGGCUCCAACAUUGUACGAUGAGAAGCCAGAGCCAGGGGACCUGAUAGAGAUAUUCAGAUGCAACUUCCAGCACUGGACUUUGUACGUUGGUGACGGUUUUGUCGUUCACCUGGCCCCACCCUCCGAGGUCCCUGGAGCCAGUUCCAACAGCCUGAUGUCUGUGCUCAGUGACAAGGCUAAGGUGAAGAAGGAAAAGAUCUGGGACGUGGUGGGGCAUGAUCAGUGGUGCAUCAACAACCAGCUUGAUAAGGAUUACCAGGUAAGUACAGUCAGACCCAUCUGUGAGAUACUGAAGGACGCCCAGGCCUAUGUGGACCAGGAGCUGCCCUUCUGUGUCUUCAAGGGGAACUGUGAGCACUUUGUCACAGAGCUGAGAUAUGGGAAGGCUGAGUCUCGACAGGUUCAGCAGGCUGUGGAAACAGUGGGAAUGGCCGCAAUGGUGGGCUUUGGAGUCCUUGCUGUUGCAGGUAUCGCGGCAGCCAUCUUUGGAGGUGGAAGCAAAAAGAAGAAUAAAGGGGGAGAAUAUAAGUGAGCACCUGUAUGGGGCGGCAGGGUAGCCUAGUGGUUAGAGCGUUGGACUAGUAACCGAAAGGUUGUAAGUUCAAAUCGCCGAGCUGACAAGGUACAAAUCUGUCGUUCUGCCCCUGAACAGGCAGUUAACCCACUGUUCCUAGGCAGUCAUUGAAAAUAAGAAUUUGUUCUUAACUGAAGAACGGCAUAAAUUGCAGUAAAUAAAGGUCAAAUAAAUAAAUAAAAUAUUAAAAAAUAUGAUAGCUUCCUGAGCAGCCAAUCACCAAUAGGCCUGAUAGAGAUGAAUUAUUCAACUACAGUACUACUGCCUUCGUCACUUGAAUAAUUCUGUUGUUUUCAGAGGGGAGGUUUGAGUAUUUUCGUACAUCUUUUUAAAAAACUUUUACAAUUACACAGACAUGAUUUGAAAGCACAAAGGAAACGAGGAACAGUGUCUUGUUAUAAUUCCGAGGUUUAAAGGCUUGGAGGUGUCUUGCAGGCUUCUAGCUGAUUUAACAAAAAAAUGAUCAUUUACUUAUAAGCUAUGAAGUUUCCCUACUAAAGUUUCAACAUAUUUAUCUAGACUGAGAUCUUUUUAUAGUGGGAUAAAAUGGUAUUCCACUGAAGUUCUGAUAUUUCUAUCAUGAAUUCAAUUGUCUUUAGGACUCACAGAACUACUCCUGGUUAGGGUCGGAGUGGAUACGUCCAGUGGGCGUCUUGAGCCCCCACCUGUUUAGCUAAUAAAAAAAUUAAAAAUAUAUAUUUUAAAAAAACGUGUGCCUGUUUUACAUGUUAUUUUGGCAAUUAAACGUGUCACAUAUCAGUUUGCAAACAUUGUAAAAAAAAUAAAAAAUUUUUUUUUUUUUUUUUAAAGAAUCAUUGAGUUUAAUAAAACAAUACAAACAUGGUC
Messenger RNA from Oncorhynchus nerka (sockeye salmon), 1772 nucleotides. Its product is annotated as phospholipase A and acyltransferase 4-like. Gene Ontology annotation, biological process: N-acylphosphatidylethanolamine metabolic process. Lineage: Eukaryota; Metazoa; Chordata; Actinopteri; Salmoniformes; Salmonidae. Bases 351 to 884 code for a protein of 177 amino acids. Gene Ontology annotation, molecular function: A2-type glycerophospholipase activity; glycerophospholipid phospholipase A1 activity. Gene Ontology annotation, cellular component: cytoplasm. The record is from RefSeq and is a predicted model, not a curated record. The transcript is spliced from 5 exons.